Messenger RNA from Bipolaris sorokiniana ND90Pr, 564 nucleotides. RefSeq lists its product as uncharacterized. The annotation marks the transcript as partial. The record is from RefSeq and is a predicted model, not a curated record. The transcript is spliced from 3 exons. Lineage: Eukaryota; Fungi; Ascomycota; Dothideomycetes; Pleosporales; Pleosporaceae.
AAUGGCCUCUACUUCCAGAAUAUGGUUGACGCAAAGGCUGUUAUGAACAACGUUCAGUGGCGUGCACCAGUAUUCGACAGCACUAUCCCCCAGACUGACAAAGACCAUCAGGAUGUAGUCAGAAAGCUUCUGUGGGCUUUCAAAGAUAUGUCCAUGGCUAAGGAUACUGCAGAGAACGCUUACCGCAAACGUUUAACCCUAGGCGAAGCAUCGUACUACCAAGAUUGGGCAAUCGAGGCAUGUGCUUGGGAUAUUGUUCGGAUGGCCAAAUCCAUACACACCGACGGCUUCAGAGCUCCGAUUUACGACAAGAACCUGGUCAACUAUAUCGGUCAAACUCAGGAGUGGACUUUUGAGGAGCGCAUCGACUGGAUCUGCACUAAGAACGAAAAGGCGUGGAACAUCGUCGGUGCACCUCAUAAGAUGUACCAGAGCACGUUGACCAAUACCAUCGCGAACGCCAACCGCGGAGCAUGGGUCAAGAGCGGCCGUCAAGCAGACACUGAACAUCAAGCUCGUGUCAACAAGCGUAGGAAGACAAUCCAUUUCUCGGACGACCAGAAG